This is a messenger RNA of Neltuma alba, 866 nucleotides long. RefSeq names its product DNA-directed RNA polymerase III subunit RPC10. Gene Ontology annotation, cellular component: RNA polymerase III complex. Gene Ontology annotation, biological process: DNA-templated transcription; termination of RNA polymerase III transcription. Lineage: Eukaryota; Viridiplantae; Streptophyta; Magnoliopsida; Fabales; Fabaceae. The record is from RefSeq and is a predicted model, not a curated record. Gene Ontology annotation, molecular function: nucleic acid binding; zinc ion binding. The coding region runs from base 164 to 499 and encodes 111 amino acids. The transcript has 4 exons.
CUCUGGUGCAUGUGACGGCGGCGACGCUGGAUCGGGGCAGCGGGGAAGGCACGAAGUCCUUUAUAUCUGUCGGCCAACUCAUUUUCUCACACCAAGGCUUCGGUGCAGGUCACUGCUUCGGGUGGGAGUGUUUCUGGCUUUCUGCAAGAGGCUUACACAGAAGAUGGAGUUUUGUCCGACUUGUGGCACCCUGUUGCAAUACGAAUUGCCCUAUAUGGGUCGCCCUUCAAGAUUCUUUUGUCCUACUUGCCCAUAUGUUUGCUACAUGGAGAAUAAGGUAAAGAUAAAGAGAAAGCAGCGUUUAGUCAGAAAAGAAAUAGAACCUGUUAUCUCCCAAGAUGACAUGAAGAAUGCACCCACAGCUGAAGUCCCAUGUCCAAAGUGCAAUCAUGACAAAGCUGCUUACACAGAAUUUCAGACUCGAUCAGCUGAUGAGCCAGCAACCAUAUUCUACAUGUGUUUGAAUGGGAAGUGCAGAAACCAAUGGCGUGAUGGCUGAUUCUUACCAUUCUUACUCAUCGAUGAGAAUUUUUACUAUUCUUUUGUUUUUCUAUCCUAUGUUGCACAUUUGAAUAUUCAUUCCUUGCGAUUAGUAUAAUCUAUUCCUUAGACAUACGAGCCUUUCUUGACCUGUAUUAUUCUCAGCAGUUUCUCAGUUGCAGCAUAUGUAGAAAUCAUAAACCUCACAGACAAGGACAUCGAUGGGAUUGAUUCGAUUCGGCCAUGGACAAAACCAAAUCGAAUUAUUAAAUUGGUUUUGCAAAAAGAAAGACUUGUUCAUUUUGGCUAAAUGAAUUUUGGAUGGUUUGGUUGGAUUUAGUUUACUUUAUGCUUUUCUAAUGUGAAAAAGAGAGGAAGUUAAUUUU